CGAACUUGACGGUGAAUUAGUUUAGCUACUUUUGUACAUAAGCCAACUUCAUACUGUUUCGUCUUUUGGAUUAGAAAGGUUUUACCAAUGAAACAUUAGAUUGUUUUACGGAGCAGAUAUGGCGAAAGAACAACAGCCCUGCUGGUCUGAUGUUUUGAAAAGGAGGAUAGCAAACUCCCAAAAAGACGAGAGAAGCGAAGAGGAAAAGAAAUCAGAAGAAACUGAGCUGUUCACCAAAUAUUACACCGAGUGGAAGGGAGGAAACGACAAGGACAAGUCCUACAAGAACAUCCCACGGUUCUACUACAGGCUACCAGCAGAGGAUGAAGUACUACUUCAGAAACUGAGAGAGGAAUCGAGAGCCGUCUUCCUCCAGAGGAAGAGCAGAGAACUGCUGGAUAAUGAGGAACUGCAGAAUCUGUGGUUCCUGCUUGACAAGCACCAGGUGCCUCCGGUGAGUGGAGAUGAGGCCAUGAUCAGCUAUGAGGCCUACCUGUUGGUGGGGGAGAGGGCUGGCCCCAAGUGCAAAAAAUUCUUCACAGCCCGGGUGUACGCCAAGCUGCUCCACAGCGACCCUUAUGGCAGAAUCUCCAUCAUGCAGUUCUUUAACUAUGUCAUGAGGAAAGUGUGGCUGCAUCAGACCCGGAUCGGUCUGAGUCUGUACGAUGUGGCAGGACAGGGCUACCUCAGGGAGUCGGAUCUGGAGAACUACAUCCUGGAGCUCAUCCCCACGCUGCCUCAGCUGGACGGACUGGAGAAGUCCUUCUACUCUUUCUACGUCUGCACCGCUGUUCGCAAGUUCUUCUUCUUCCUUGACCCACUCCGAACCGGAAAGAUUAAAAUCCAGGAUAUAUUGGCUUGCAGUUUUCUGGACGACUUAUUGGAGUUGAGAGACGAGGAGUUAUCUAAGGAGAGUCAGGAGUCCAACUGGUUCUCUGCCCCAUCGGCUCUCCGGGUUUAUGGCCAGUACCUCAACCUCGAUAAGGAUCACAAUGGCAUGUUGAGUAAAGAGGAACUUUCCCGCUACGGCACAGCGACUCUCACCCCAGUCUUCCUGGACAGAGUGUUUCAGGAGUAUCUCACCUAUGAUGGAGAAAUGGACUAUAAGACAUAUCUAGACUUUGUAUUGGCCUUGGAAAACAGGAAGGAGCCUGCAGCCCUGCAGUAUAUUUUCAAACUUCUGGAUAUGGAGAAUCUAGGACACCUCAAUGUCUUUUCUCUCAACUACUUCUUCAGGGCCAUUCAGGAGCAGAUGAAGCUGCAUGGUCAGGAGCAGGUCUCCUUCCAGGAUGUCAAGGAUGAAAUCUUUGACAUGGUGAAACCUAAAGACCCCUACAAAAUCACCCUCCAGGAUUUGGUAAACAGUUGCCAGGGUGAUACCGUCACCAGCAUCCUGAUCGACCUCAACGGCUUCUGGACCUAUGAGAACAGAGAAGUGCUGGUCGCCAACGACAACGACAGCAGUAACGCAGCUGACCUUGACGACACCUGAGAAGGAUUCUGAAUGUCACAGCUUUCUCUCCCAACAAAAAGAAGAAAAAAACAUUCAUUUCCAUUGAAAGCCAAGUGUCCUGUUGACGUGUCAGCAGGACACUGAACCUUUACCUUCUGACUAAACUGUGAAAAGAAAUGAAGGAAGAAGGAAAGUAAAGCAUGGUGCUUUGUGUAAAUAGUAUUCUCUGCUCCUUCUUCUUGUUGUCCUGUAAAAAAAAAGAACUAAUAUACAUGUUUUUGCCUUUUUAAAUUAAUGUUUCGUUUUCUGAGCAAGCAGCUGUCACAAACAUAUAAUAAAUGACUGAGUAACUUUUAACUUGGAGAAGCUAAAAUCAAUAGUGGCAGAAAUGUGCAAUAGGAAACAGGGCACUGAUAAUGAACCAAAAGAGAGUAGUUCCCUUCAGUGCAACAAACAUUUUUUUGCGUCUUUCAGCUAAAAUGUUUUUGAACCCAUUUAUAAACCCACUGCACAAGACCUGCCCAGCACCAAACAGAAAACGGUUUCCCUCGAUAAAGAUCAAAAUCAGCGUGGGUACUGAAUAUUGGACCAAAAGUGUUUGCUUAACAGGUUAACCAUUUUAAAACAAAAGGGAUAGUUUUGAUUUAUUACAAGUGUUGGAUGAGGGGUAAGGAGUACAGGUGUUAUUCUGAGCUCUGCCUGCUGAGAACCACAUGCCUGUCAAAGCACUGGUGUUCUGCCUGUUGAUCUACUGCAGGUACUGUUAUAACCUGACAAUGGAUAAGAUCCUCAUACCUGUACAACCCCACUGUAAUAUUGUUAACUAUCCAUAUUAAAGCUUCUGUCAGCUUGUUUUUAGUGGAGAGAUAUUGUUAGAACACCAUUAUUGUACAUAAAGAAAAAUAUUUGUUAAAUCUGAGGUGCAGAUGAUCUUAACUUCCCCAACAAAAUAAACAAUAUAAUGUGACGAGAAGAAUUGUGGAGGUAUAGGAUUUUUAUAACAGUGGAAACUAAAUAAAGUAUUUAUUUAACGUGAAACAAUACAAGUGACAAAAUCUACAUUUUCUUGUGUUCAAAGCUUUUAUUAACACCUAAAAUAUAAAUAUGUAUGUACAGAUUGUUUAAGAGUUUCAGUUAAAAUAAACUUGGCAUAUUUCGCCCCUUUUUCAAACAAA
Scophthalmus maximus (turbot) is the source of this 2628-nucleotide messenger RNA. RefSeq names its product protein phosphatase 2, regulatory subunit B'', gamma (gene ppp2r3c). Gene Ontology annotation, cellular component: centrosome; spindle. The record is from RefSeq and is a predicted model, not a curated record. The transcript has 13 exons. NCBI's taxonomy places the organism in Eukaryota, Metazoa, Chordata, Actinopteri, Pleuronectiformes, Scophthalmidae. Bases 119 to 1492 code for a protein of 457 amino acids. Gene Ontology annotation, biological process: positive regulation of B cell differentiation; regulation of dephosphorylation; microtubule cytoskeleton organization.